Saxophila tyrrhenica is the source of this 462-nucleotide messenger RNA. RefSeq lists its product as uncharacterized. Bases 1 to 462 code for a protein of 153 amino acids. The record is from RefSeq and is a predicted model, not a curated record. The transcript has a single exon. Lineage: Eukaryota; Fungi; Ascomycota; Dothideomycetes; Mycosphaerellales; Extremaceae.
AUGGCUCUGGCACUCGUCCGCUUCGCAUGCCCUUUCGAGAACGCCUGGGGCAAUACGACACAGCAUCUUCGCAUCAUCAACAGCGGAGACGCACAUGAUCAAACGACAUGGGGAUACGGUGAACCGAAGAUCGCGCUGGACGUCUUGCAGGCUACUGGAAUGCCGCGUAUAAGCAAGGUGGACGUUGCAUUCAUGCUGCAUGCCCCACCGGACGAUCCAGGAUGCAAACGAGACAUCACCGCAUGUAUGCUGUCGCUGAUGCCGAUCGCCAAUGUUGCGGACUUUGUGUUCUCGGUCAACAAUUCGGACACAUGGCGGAACCUGGUCAUCGCUAUAUUCACGCGGGUGGUGGAGGAGGUAUUUGACAGGGCUCCUGGUGAAGGAGUGGUAUCGUAUCCUGGAGAAACCAGUGGCUCGCGCUCCAGACCAAUAACGAUAUACGCAGUUGCGCCGGAUCAGUGA